Bombina bombina (fire-bellied toad) is the source of this 1584-nucleotide messenger RNA. RefSeq names its product cell division cycle and apoptosis regulator protein 1-like. Gene Ontology annotation, biological process: regulation of DNA-templated transcription. NCBI's taxonomy places the organism in Eukaryota, Metazoa, Chordata, Amphibia, Anura, Bombinatoridae. The record is from RefSeq and is a predicted model, not a curated record. Gene Ontology annotation, cellular component: nucleus. The coding region runs from base 152 to 1357 and encodes 401 amino acids. The transcript has 11 exons.
UGACGUAACGAGCGCGACGCUGUCGGCCAGGACGCAUGCGCAAAAUGAGGAGCAGAGGUUGACGGACAUGGAGUUAUAAGGCACCGGGUGGAGCGGCUGGGGAUCAAACCAUUUGUAACAGCCCACAAGCAGCCUGUGACCUCAGCUCACCAUGGCUCAAUAUGGUGGACAGAAGAACCCUCCUCCUUGGGCCACCCAAUUUACUGCCACUGCCGUGUCUCAGCCAGCUGCCAUGGGAGUUCAGCAGCCGUCAUUGCUUGGAGCUUCCCCCACUAUCUAUACCCAGCAAUCGGCCCUAUCAGCAGCUUGCCUCACCUCACCAUCCCCUGCCAACUACCAGCUGACACAGACUGCGGCCUUACAGCAACAGGCUGCCGCCGCCGCUGCCGCCGCACUACAGCAGCAAUACUCGCAGCCACAGCAGACCAUAUACAGUGUACAGCAGUCACAGUUACAGCAGCCACAGCAAACUCUGAUAACUCAGACUGCUGUGGCGCUGCCCACAAGCCUGGCACUGUCUACGCAGCAGCAGACGGCACAGAUCACGGUUUCUUACCCAUCGCCGCGGUCCGGUCAGCAGCAGACGCAGCCCCAGAAGCAGCGCGUCUUUACUGGGGUGGUCACCAAACUCCAUGAAACAUUUGGCUUUGUGGAUGAAGAUGUGUUUUUCCAGCUCACUAUUAGUGUGCUUGCGUUGCCAGCUUCAGGCUUCACUUUCCUGUACACUGGAUUAUUGCAGACACCUGUCCGUAUUGUGCCACAGCCGAUACGAAGAAUUGAGCCUCCUUCACGAUUCUCAGGUAGAAAUGACAGAGGCGAAUCCUUAUCCAGCAGGAAGGAUGAUCGCACCCGUGACCGAGAGAGGCGCAGGUCUCGUGAGAGGUCCCCUCAACGAAAGUGGUCCCGUGAGAGGUCCCCACGGCGUGAAAGAGAUCGGUCACCGCGCAGACCGAGGCGGGUGGCUCCUCGCUACAUGGUGCAGUUCUCUAAGUUCUCUCUGGACUGCCCUGGAUGUGACAUGAUGGAACUGCGGCGGCGCUAUCAGAAUCUGUACAUUCCAAGCGAUUUCUUUAAUGCUCAGUUCACAUGGUUGGAGGCUUUUCCUAUCUCCCGCCCUUUUCAGCUGGGAAAUUACAGUAACUUUCAUGUAAUGAACAAGGAAGUGGAUCCUUUGGAGAAAAUAACAGCUGUCGUGGACCCCCCUGAUGCAGAUCCUUCAUUCUGCGCUAAGGUGAUGAUGUUGGCAAGUCCCGCUCUAGAAGGUUUAUAUCAUAAGUCUUGUGCUCUUGCCGAGGACCCAGUGGAUGUCCGAGAGGGAUUCCAGCAUCCAACAAGGCUGAUUAAGGUAGCGUUGUGAACUGUUGCUCUACAGUAUUUUGUAUAUAAUAUGUAAGGCUUGGCCUGUAUAUAGUGUGUGAGGCUUGGCCUGUAUAUAGUGUGUGAGGCUUGGCCUGUAUAUAGUGUGUGAGGCUUGGCCUGUAUACACUGUUCCUCAUAUGCUGCACCCUGUUUAAUUUUAUGGCAUGGAGAGUCCUCAAAUUCAUUUGUUACUGUUGGGCAUAUAACACCUGGCCACCAGGAGGA